UUGGUGGGCGGAUGAUGGACAAAAUCGGAAGGAAGCGGUGCAUUGCCAUCUCUGGGAUUGUCAUGGCUGUAAGUCAGGCAGGUUUAGGAGUGUACUCCUUUUGUGAGGCAACCCCUGGCUUGGAACACUUCGUGGUUCAGUACAAUUGGAUGCCAGUGGCUCUUCUAACUAUCACUCAAGUAGGAUUCAAUUUUUGCAUGGCCACUCUCGUAUUCGUUUUGGUCGGUGAAAUCAUACCUGUGCAAAUCAAAAACUACGUGAGUGGAUUCUUAAACGCGGCCAUUGAGUGCACGAAUUCUGCAGCCCUGGAAAGUUUCCAUUACAUGGUCAUGGAUUUGGGGAUGCAUGGAACAUUGUGGGUUUAUUCUGGAAUGUGUUUAUUCGUUGUUGUGUUCCUCAACCUGACUCUGACUGAGACCAGUGGAAAGACGCUCAGAGAAAUAGAACGAAAGAUGACCAAUCUCAAACCACUGCCAAUCCCGGCUGAGAAUAAAUUCGCGAAAUACUGAAUUUCAUUCAUCGCGGAUUCUCGUAAUAUUUAUUGGACGUUGUUCGCGCAUCGUUUUUUUUUUAAAUAUGAUUUUCAGUUUUCGGGCAAUGUGUCAAAGUGUAUUCUUGCGAACUUGAUGGAUUUAAGUUGCUUAGCGAAUAGAACGAUGAAGUCAACAAAAUA
Molecule: messenger RNA, 673 nt
Organism: Notodromas monacha
Lineage: Eukaryota; Metazoa; Arthropoda; Ostracoda; Podocopida; Cyprididae
Source: the annotation of a GenBank genome assembly